This is a messenger RNA of Nicotiana attenuata, 960 nucleotides long. Its product is annotated as RING-H2 finger protein ATL80-like. The transcript has a single exon. The coding region runs from base 196 to 792 and encodes 198 amino acids. The record is from RefSeq and is a predicted model, not a curated record. NCBI's taxonomy places the organism in Eukaryota, Viridiplantae, Streptophyta, Magnoliopsida, Solanales, Solanaceae.
UAUAUAUAUAUAUAUAUAUAUCUUAAGGACUUUGAGACAUUUUCAUAUGUUUUUAUCACUACUGUAUUAAGUUCACAUCAAUUACCGACAUUUCAACCACAUCUUUUACAUCCAUUGUCCCAACUUGUUCUUCUAUAUUAUAGUACUUAGUAGUUACUUAUAUCCGUAUUAUUGUUGUUGAAUUUGUUUUCAGUUAUGACUCGUCCAGCUAGAUUUCUGCUAAGCACAAACUCUUCUUCAACUUCCCCUUCAACGCCGGCGGCGGAGCCACCAUCUGCGGUGGCAGUGGAGUCUGACUUUGUCGUAAUACUAGCUGCUUUGCUUUGUGCACUAAUUUGUGUGGUGGGUCUCAUAGCCGUUGCAAGAUGCGCGUGGCUCCGGCGAGAAACCGGCGCCGGAGGUGGCGGAGCUGGUGGUCAGUCUUCGUCGGCGGCGAAUAAAGGGUUGAAGAAGAAAGUGUUGCAGUCGUUGCCUAAGUUCACGUAUGACCCCAGCAGUACAACGGCGAAAGGUACGCCGUUCACGGCGGAGUGUGCCAUUUGUCUGGCGGAGUAUGCGGUGGGAGAUGAGAUCCGGGUGCUGCCGCAGUGUGGCCAUAGUUUCCAUCUCCCGUGUAUUGAUACUUGGUUAGGUUCACACUCUUCGUGCCCUUCUUGUCGUCAAAUUCUCGUGGUUGCUCGGUGUCGGAAGUGCGGUGAGUUCCCUGCAGUUUCCCACAAAACCGACGGUGCUCCGGCUACAACUCCGGCUGAGUCUCGUUCAUGUGCUGGCUCAAGUAAUUUUCUAGUCUAGAAAAAAAAAGAAAAAAGAUUUAGCUUUAAGUUAUAUACGCCGAUAAUGUAAAAGAUCAAUCUAAUUUACAUUAUCAGUGCAGUUUUACCAGUUGUAAUCCGUCACUUAUUGUGUUAUGCAAGUUAGGUUACUAAUCUACGGAUUAUCAUAGACAGUUCCUUGUAAUUA